Molecule: messenger RNA, 3076 nt
Organism: Myotis daubentonii (Daubenton's bat)
Lineage: Eukaryota; Metazoa; Chordata; Mammalia; Chiroptera; Vespertilionidae
Gene: DCAF4
Product: DDB1 and CUL4 associated factor 4
Cellular component (GO): Cul4-RING E3 ubiquitin ligase complex
Molecular function (GO): protein binding
Source: RefSeq, a predicted model, not a curated record
AUUGGCAAAGAUUUCUGGUCUUCUUUUCAUCCAGAAAAUUCCAAAAGACCUCAUGAAGUGCUCAGGUGAGGAGAUGAGAAAAGGGAAUUACUGUGACAUCAUCCUUUUAAGGAUCAGAGACAAAACCUUGCUCUAACUGGUGUGUUUGCAAUAGGUAAACCACUUUUAAGGAAAGCGGGGUUAAUGCUUCCCAAGUAAUGGAAGGUGAGAGGGUCCGGGGUGAAGAUGUGGCACUGCCUGAGCUACCCCUGCCAGGACCCACAGUCAGAGAAUGACUGGGCCACCAGCCCUUCCCUGGACGUGACCGUGACUGUGUCGACAGGUGUAACACAGGCGCACAGCAAAGCCCACAGGAUUCCGACCAUGGUGAUGGGGAGGUUCCGUCGACCUCGACCAGCACAGCUGGGAGUUCUUCUGUGCCAGAAAAUAACCAGGAUGGGAUUUAAUGCCACUUCCUUGUUACAAAAAAGCAAGCUGGGUUUUCUCAGCGCCACCAGUUAUUGCCGUUUAGCCCAUGAGCUGCGAGUGAGCUGCAUGCAGAGGAAGAAGGUUCAGAUUCACAGCUCCGAUCCCUCCGCUUUGGCAAGUGACCGAUUUAACCUCAUAAUGGCGGAUACCAACAGUGACCGGCUCUUCACCGUGAAUGAUGUCAAGGUUGGAGGCUCCAAGUACGGCAUCAUCAGCCUGCGCGGUCUGAAGACCCCCACGCUCCGGGUGCAUAUGCACGAAAACCUCUACUUCACCAACCGGAAGGUGAACUCUGUGUGCUGGGCCUCGCUGAAUCACUUGGAUUCUCACAUUCUGCUGUGCCUCAUGGGGAUCGCGGAGACUCCGGGCUGUGCCACCCUGCUCCCAGCGUCACUGUUCGUCAAUAGUCAUCCAGCAGGAGACCGGCCUGGCAUGCUCUGCAGUUUCCGGAUCCCUGGGGCCUGGUCCUGUGCGUGGUCCUCGAACAUCCAGGCAAAUAACUGCUUCAGCACAGGCUUGUCUCGGUGGGUCCUGGUGACCAACGUGGUGACGGGACACCGGCUGUCGUUUGGGACGAGCAGUGAUGUCUUGGCCCAGCAGUUUGCUGUCAUGACUCCUUUGCUGUUUAAUGGCUGUCGCUCUGGGGAGAUCUUUGCCAUUGAUAUUCGAUGUCGAAAUCAAGGCAAUAACUGGAAGGCCACUAGCCUGUUCCACGACUCAGCGGUGACAUCUGUGAAAGUCCUGCAGGAGGAGCAGUGCCUGGUGGCAUCCGACAUGGCUGGAAAGAUCAAACUGUGGGACCUGCGGACCACCAAGUGUGUAAGGCAGUACGAAGGUCACGUGAACGAGUACGCCCUCCUGCCCCUGCACGUGCACGAAGAAGAAGGACUCCUGGUGGCCGUUGGCCAGGACUGCUACACGAGAAUCUGGAGCCUCCGCGAUACCCACCUGCUCAGAACCAUACCCUCCCCACAUCCCGCCUCCAGGACCAACAUUCCCAGUGUGGCCUUCUCGUCUCGGCUUGGGGGUGUGCAGGGAGCACCGGGGCUGCUCAUGGCUGUCCAGCAGGACCUUUACUACUACCCUUACAGCUAAUUCUGCAGAGAACAGCCUGCAGGCAUGUGGAUUUGACUGAAUGGAGUAAAGAGUAGCCAUACCUCUGCCGUAUGCUGUUUCCAGUGAAGGCAUUUUAAAUGGAUGCUCUGUGUGCACAGAUCCCAUCCAUCCUGCUGCUGCGGACAUGAAGAUGCUGUGUUUUAUGUGGAGACACUUUAGUGAUGUAUGUCAGUUAAGUUGUGGGCUCAGAGAGCUUGAAAGUCCUUUUCAUAAAAGGUACCUAUUUCCUCUUGUUGAAUUCCUUAGAAUAGUCCCUUCCCCCUUUUAUAAAACAAAAAUUACUUUUUCUAAGGGCUGAAGAUUAGCAAUACCUAAAUUAAAGCUUCUUUCACCAAAAGCCCUUUCAAGAAGCCUAAUGAGACUGAUAGGCUAGUCCAGGGGUGGGCAAACCUUUUGACUCGAGGGCCACAGUGGGUUCUUAAACUGGACCGGAGGGCCGGAACAAAAGCAUGGAUGGAGUGUUUGUGUGAACUAAUAUAAAUUCAAAGUAAACAUCAUUACAUAAAAGGGUACGGUCUUUUUUUUCAAUAGUUUUAUUCAUUUGGUCUGCGGGCCAUAGUUUGCCCACGGCUGGGCUAGUCAGUGCCUGGGUCCCAAAAAGACAUGCAUCUGUACUUGAGAACACCAGCUGGAGAGAAGGGGAAGAGGAAAGUCCUUUUCCUCGAGUUUCUAGAGAAAGAUUGGAGGCUGGAGUUUGGCCUUCUCACACUCAGUAUCAGGAACAAAUGUUUGGGAUUCUCCUUUUCUUUAUCAUUCAUGGGCAUAGGGCAGAAAGGUGGAUCAUUUUAGAACAGUGGUUCUCAACCUUGGCCGCACAUUAGAAUCACCUGGGAAUCUUUAAAAUCCUGAUUUCUGGGCCUCAUUCUCCAGAAAUUCUGUUUCUUUGUUAUGGGGUGGGGCCACAACAUUAGUAACAAAGAAACAGAAUUUCCGGAGGAUGAGGCCCAGAAAUCAGGAUUUUCAAAAGAUUCCAAGGUGAUGCUAAUGUGCAGCCAAGGUUGAGAACCACUGUUUUAGAGGCUAGUAGACUCUAGCGCAGGGGUGGGCAAACUUUUUGACUCAAGGGCCACAAUGGGUUCUUAAACUGGACCGGAGGGCCGGAACAAAAGCAUGGAUGAACUGUUUGUGUGAACUAAUAUAAAUUCAAAGUAAACAUCAUUACAUAAAAGGGUAUGGUCUUUUUUUUUUUAGUUUUAUUCAUUUCAAAUGGGCCAGAUCCGGCCCGCGGGCCGUAGUUUGCCCACGGCUGCUCUAGCGGCUAGAGGUUUUAAGCAGGCCUUCGCGUGCCUUUUGUUGAGGCAUCCUUUAAAAUGUUAGCCACAGCAGCUCCUGUUUCUGUCAUGGGGACUUGAAUGUCAGAUUCAAGGGCCCCAUCUCAAAGAAAAUAGGCUUUGACUUUUUUACUGUCUAAGAGAAGCAGUUUGUGAGAUGUUUAUACCAAAUGUUAAAGAGCAUGUCUUUCUACCAAACAAUAAACCAGGAAGAACCUUGG